Messenger RNA from Microstroma glucosiphilum, 1170 nucleotides. RefSeq names its product mitochondrial carrier. The record is from RefSeq and is a predicted model, not a curated record. Lineage: Eukaryota; Fungi; Basidiomycota; Exobasidiomycetes; Microstromatales; Microstromataceae. The transcript is spliced from 3 exons. Gene Ontology annotation, cellular component: mitochondrial envelope. Gene Ontology annotation, biological process: carnitine transmembrane transport; mitochondrial transport. The coding region runs from base 136 to 1080 and encodes 314 amino acids. Gene Ontology annotation, molecular function: O-acyl-L-carnitine transmembrane transporter activity.
GUCUUCACUUACCAUCAAACACCCAUACAGGUCUGCAGAGACAUUGUACCCAAGUCAGCCAGCUUAGCCUGAAAGCAACAGCAAGCCGACCAAGACCUACCCUCCUUUAGCACCGGCCUACCUCCCACUGCAACCAUGGCCGACGACCAAACAUCAGCAGCCAUCACCGAUGAGCAAUUCGAGGAAAAGAAACAAGCCACUUCUGCCCUCAAGUCUUUCCUUUCGGGAGGUUUCGGUGGAGUUUCCGCCGUUCUAGUCGGUCAUCCCUUUGAUCUUACCAAGACACGUUUGCAGACGGCUGCAGAUGGCACUUACACUGGUGGAUUGGACGUGGUGAGAAAGACGCUCCAAGCUGAUGGUGUUAGGGGGAUGUACAGAGGUAUGGGCCCACCACUGGUGGGAGUUACACCCAUCUUUGCCAUUUCAUUCUGGUCGUACGACACGGGAAAGAAGAUCGUCUAUGGGCUGACGCCGGAUAGAAAGGACCCUAAGCUCUCGUAUAGCGAGCUGGCCUUUGCCGGAUUCUUCUCGGCGAUUCCCACCACGCUCGUUGCUGGACCCGCUGAGCGAGUCAAGGUGUUGCUGCAACUGCAAGGCCAAAGCGGAGGUACCGGCCCAACCUACAACGGUCCUGUAGACGUGGUCCGCCAGCUCUACAAGGAGGGUGGUCUUCGCUCCAUCUUCCGUGGUACAGGUGCAACUCUAGCGCGAGACGGACCAGGAAGUGCCGCCUACUUCUGCUCUUAUGAGGCAAUUAAGCGUGCUCUAGCCCCAAAGGGUGCUGAUGCUCAAGAGCUGAAUUUACUCAAUGUCAUGAUUGCAGGUGGAACAGCGGGUAUGGCAAUGUGGGGAAUUGCUAUUCCACCCGAUGUCGUCAAGAGUCGUCUGCAGGGAGCUCCGCAGGGAACUUACUCGGGCUUCUUGGACUGCGCUAGGAAGCUCGUUGCAAAGGAUGGUGUUGGAGCUUUGUUCAAGGGAUUCGGACCAGCAAUGGCACGAGCCUUCCCUGCCAAUGCUGCCACUUUCCUGGGUGUCGAGGUCUCUCUCAAGAUGAUGAACACGGCCUUCCCAUCGCUGUGAGCAAAGUCUUCUGCAAAAUGCCUGUGCAACACACUUUUCAGACUUCUGGAUCACGACAUAUAGAAAAUGCAAAGUCACCACAAAUUUGAG